AUGAACUUUGUACUGCUAGUCCUAUUGGCGCCUAUCGCCACAAGCUGGCCGUUCGGUGACGAGUCAUUGGAGAAGACACAGCAAUGUUGGAUGGACACCGAGGUCUACGUGUUGUGUGGAGGCUGUGAGGGGACGUGUGCGCAACCGACUGUGAACCCAUGCCGAGAGCGUUGCAAGCCACCGCGUUGUGAGUGUCCGUCGGAGAAAGGAUAUGUGAGUCACGGCCACUGCAUCCAUGUUAGCGAAUGCCCUGGCCCGUCGAUUUUCAGCAUGGAUCCGGAUCGUGUUAACGUGUCGCCAAAUCAGGCUAUGAUUAAAGCUGACGCACUACAGCCUGUAUCCGGAGUGAACGUAGGCUCGGCACCAAGACGUCUCCUCGGCUCUGAAGUCCUCGAUCAAAGACCCAAAAAAUAUUUCCCAGUCGCCAACACCAAGGGAGGCGCCCGACACCAGCCUCGCCGCUCCCCACAGAAAAAGUUUGUCCAUCGACGACGGCUAGUGCGGCUU
Mesorhabditis spiculigera is the source of this 507-nucleotide messenger RNA. Lineage: Eukaryota; Metazoa; Nematoda; Chromadorea; Rhabditida; Rhabditidae. The record is from the annotation of a GenBank genome assembly.